Trypanosoma rangeli is the source of this 336-nucleotide messenger RNA. RefSeq lists its product as uncharacterized. The transcript has a single exon. NCBI's taxonomy places the organism in Eukaryota, Euglenozoa, Kinetoplastea, Trypanosomatida, Trypanosomatidae. The coding region runs from base 1 to 336 and encodes 111 amino acids. The record is from RefSeq and is a predicted model, not a curated record.
AUGCUCAGAAGAAAAGGUUACAUUGGACGUCAGCUGAGACCGUCGCAGCUGGCGAGGGAACUCUUGCCGGCGGACCAGACAUGGUGUGCGACAUGCCAUCUGGCGGUCUUGAAGAAAAACUGGUCAGAUCAUCGGGCGUCGCGUAGUCAUCGCCUUGCCUCAUCGAAGAUGCAAAAGAUGAAGCAACUUUCACUUGACAUGUGGGCACGGCACCGCGCUGCACCAUUACAGGAAGAAAGCGCCCAUGAGAAAAGCAUUGAGGCGGAGUUUGAACGAUUCCGCAAUGAGCAGAGGAAGCGUGAAGGGAUGAUUCACGUAUCGCCCUGGAAAAAGUGA